AUGGCCCCGCGCGCGGGACAGCCGGAGCACAGGGGCCCGCUGCUGCCGGGGCUGCUGCUCGUGGCGGCGGCGCUGAGCCGACCCGCCGCGCCCUGUCCCUUCCAGUGCUACUGCUUCGGCGGCCCCAAGCUGAUGUUGCGCUGCGCGUCCGGCGCCGAGCUCCGGCAGCCGCCGCGGGACGUGCCGCCCGACGCGCGCAACCUCACCAUCGUGGGCGCCAACCUGACGGUGCUGCGCGCGGCCGCCUUCGCCGGCGGGGACGCGGACGGGGAGGAGGCAGCGGAGGGCGGCGUGCGCCUUCCGCACCUGACCGCGCUGCGCCUCACGCACAACAACAUCGAGGUGGUGGAGGACGGCGCCUUCGACGGGCUACCCAGCCUCACAGCGCUCGACCUGAGCCACAAUCCGCUGCGCACCCUGGGCGGCGGCGCCUUCCGCGGGCUGCCCGCGCUGCGCUCGCUGCAGCUCAACCACGCGCUGGCGCGGGGCGGCCCCGCACUGCUGGCCGCGCUGGACGCCGCGCUCGCUCCGCUCGACGAGCUGCGCCUCCUGGGCCUGGCGGGCAACGCACUUAGCCGCCUGCCUCCCGCCGCUCUGCGCCGGCCGCGCCUGGAGCAGCUGGAUGUGCACCUCAACGCGCUGGCCGGCCUGGACCCCGACGAGCUGCGGGUGCUCGAAAGCGAUGGCGGCCUCCCCGCGCCGCGCUUGCUGCUCGCCGACAACCCCCUGCGCUGCGGCUGCGCCGCACGCCCCCUGCUGGCCUGGCUGCGUAACGCCACGGAGCGCGUACCCGACGCGCGGCGCCUGCGCUGCGCCGCCCCGCGGGCGCUGCACAAUCUGCCUUUCCUGGACUUGGACGAGGCGCGGCUGCGCUGCGCCGACGGGGAUGCCGACGGUCGCGGGGAUGAAGUGGAACUCGCCGGCCCCGAGCUGGAAGCUUCCUACGUCUUCUUCGGGUUGGUUCUGGCGCUCAUCGGCCUCAUCUUCCUUAUGGUGCUCUACCUAAACCGCCGCGGCAUCCAGCGCUGGAUGCGCAACUUGCGUGAGGCGUGCCGGGACCAGAUGGAGGGCUACCACUACCGCUACGAGCAGGACGCCGACCCGCGCCGCGCGCCCGCCCCGGCAGCCCCCGCCGGCUCUCGCGCCACUUCCCCGGGCUCGGGCCUCUGA
Molecule: messenger RNA, 1170 nt
Organism: Rangifer tarandus platyrhynchus (Svalbard reindeer)
Lineage: Eukaryota; Metazoa; Chordata; Mammalia; Artiodactyla; Cervidae
Source: the annotation of a GenBank genome assembly